Messenger RNA from Penicillium psychrosexuale, 657 nucleotides. RefSeq lists its product as uncharacterized. The record is from RefSeq and is a predicted model, not a curated record. Lineage: Eukaryota; Fungi; Ascomycota; Eurotiomycetes; Eurotiales; Aspergillaceae. Gene Ontology annotation, biological process: protein phosphorylation. The coding region runs from base 1 to 657 and encodes 218 amino acids. Gene Ontology annotation, molecular function: ATP binding; protein kinase activity. The transcript is spliced from 4 exons.
AUGACAAUAGGUCCGUGCAUUUGGGAGCUCAGCGGCAGCCCAAAGCUUCUGUACACGAAUGUCAUCUUCCAGGAUAGCGACAAGUACUUUUCAGCACAGCUGCCUGAAAGGUUCGCUUGCCCAGAUGAUAUCCCGCCUAAGGCCAAAAGCUGUCUCAAGGAGAUUCCUGCCGAACACAUUUGGCCUCCGCUAGAAGAUGGUCUUUCGAUAUGCCACGAUGCUAAGAAGCCAGGGUUAUUGAGUGUGCUCCUGCUUCAGGAAGCUCGUAUAUACCAGAUCCUGAUGCAAAAUGAAUACCAAAAUAUCGCUCGCUAUCUUAGAUGUAUAAGAUAUAUGGAGACGCUUGCCGACCGUCUUAAGGCUGGACGCUCAGUCGAUAACGAAAGCUAUCUUCAGCAGAUUAAGGCAGGAAUCGAUCACCUCCAUGCUCUCAAUCUAAUCCACAAUGACAUCUAUAUAAGAAAUAUCAUGAUUGUAAACCAAGAAGCUGACGCAUUUAUGAUCAUCGAUUUUGACUCAUGUACUAUCAAGGGACAUCGGCUCCCAGCCAAGCACACGCGAGUUCGAAUACCUGAAGAUAUCUGGACUGCAGAAACUGAAAACGACGAUCUAGGGUUCAAACUACUCCAGGAGAAACUUCUUUCAGGAGAUAUCUAG